UUCCUCCCACUCCCACAGAUGCAUGUAUUAGAUGCAUCCUGCUGACAUACACUUAUCGGAUCUGCAGAAUUACUUGCGAACUUCGACCUCUAAAUCCUCGCCACGCUAGUUAUGAAACAACAACGGGCAAAAUGUCAUAAGUGAAUUGAAAUGAUUGUCCAAGGACACGGUGGCAGCUCAGCACCUCGAUCAGCUGAGAGUGGACCAGGAUUCACUGGAGUGAAAGAGGAUGAUGGGAAUUCCAUUUGGCUCUGAGUGAUUUAGCUGCUGCGCGUCUCGCUAAAGGCUGGCUCCUAUAGCGGUUAAGCUAGAUGCAUUCUUCAGAGAGAUGCUCAGCAGCACACAGGCUUAGAGAAGGCCAGACAGCGCUGUCAAAUGGAAAUUGAGUUAGUGUAUUGGCUGUAAAGAGAUCUGAGAACUUAGCGGGGUAGUCGGGGUGUUUUCAGUUUGGGAAAAAAAGAAAAAAGAAAUAAAAAUUAGAAAGCUCUGAGUGAGUGAACAUUUGCCCGUUAUUACAGCAUUCAUACAUUGGCAGAGAUUACAAAUAUUAUAGUACAGUCUUUUUUCUCCUAGCAUGUAUCAUCCUCCCCUCAUUGUUCCACCAGCGUUAUGAAUAUUUGAGGUUAACAUGAUGGCGUAGGUGGGACCCAUUGCAUGCUGCUGUUAUCGCCAAAACUUAGUUCAUUCCUAUGUCAAGGAGCCGGUGGAUAAUAGCCCCAGUGUGUGAGUACUAACUAGUCCUAACUGGUACCAUGCUGCCCUAAGCAGCCAGACAAUGGUGAGUAUUCUGCUUUGGGAUGGAGAGAGCGUGAGUGGGUGUAAGGAAUGACCAGUCUGGGGAAGGAGACGGGGGUGUCCAAUAUGGCCUCCACACAGUGACUGGACUGUGUGGCAGUCUGGAGGAGCGGGGAGGGGGGGACGCAGCACCACAAAGAUCUGUCUGUCUGCCUCUACACCCAGAAUCUAACUGUCAUCGUGGGAGAUGCAGAAAGAAAAGAAAGAAAGAGAGAAAGAAAGAAAGAAAGAAAGAAAGAAAGAAAGAAAGGGAUAGAUGGUGAGGGGUGAGAGAUGGGGGGGGGUGUUGCUGUCAAUCCCGUUUCAUUUGGCUGAGCUAGGGCAGUACAGUCGGGCGUGUUCGGCAGGCAGGAGAGACUCAGGGGAUGCUGAGAGAGAUGCAUCAGGGAGUUGGAGGACAGUCAGACAGGUCGGUGCCAGAGAAGGCUCCAUACAGAAUUAGACUGAAGACUGGAGUCUGUUCUGUUAACUCGUGGACCAUGGACAUCGUCCACUGGUGUGUUCAGAUAUUUCACUUUGGAGAAAGUUGAUGACAGUCGAUCGGACAGAAGAUUCUAGAUGGAUUCUACAGUGGCCACUUAAGAACCUGGAUGUGUCGAACUCCUGAAAUCCACAGAUCUCAGCCGCCACAGUCUCCUCUACCUGAAAGAGAUCGGAAAUGGCUGGUUCGGGAAGGUUCUGCUGGGGGAGGUGAACGCAGGCCUGAAUACCACUGAGGUGGUAGUGAAGGAACUGAAAGCCAGUUCUAGCGUGCAGGACCAGAUGCACUUCCUGGAGGAAGCCCAGCCUUACCGUGCUCUCCAGCACCCUGCUCUGCUGCAGUGUUUGGCCCAGUGCACCGAGGUCACUCCAUACCUGCUGGUGAUGGAGUUUUGUCCACUGGGGGAUGUGAAGGGUUACCUCCGAAGCUGCAGGACUGCAGAAACCAUGACCCCAGAACCCUUGAUCCUCCAGCGGAUGGCCUGCGACAUCGCCUCAGGACUCCUGCACCUGCACAAGCACAACUUCACACACAGUGACCUGGCCUUGAGGAACUGCUUGUUGACUGCUGAUGUCUCAGUGAAGAUCGGAGAUUAUGGCCUGUCCCACACUAAGUACAAGGAUGAUUACUAUGUGACAUCAGAUCAGAUGUACGUGCCGCUGCGCUGGAUGGCUCCAGAGCUCGUGGAUGAGGUGCAUGGAAACCUGCUGGUGGCCGACCAGACCCAACAGAGCAACAUCUGGUCUCUGGGUGUGACUAUCUGGGAAUUGUUUGAGCUGGGGAACCAGCCCUACAGACACUACUCUGACAGACAGGUACUCACCUACGCUGUGAGGGAGCAGCAGCUGCGACUGCCCAAGCCGCUGCUCAAAGUGCCCCUGGCUGAGCGCUGGUAUGAGGUGAUGCAGUUCUGCUGGCUCCAGCCUGAUCAGAGACCCAAUGCAGAGGAAGUCCACUUGCUGCUCAGCUACCUGUGUGCCAAGGGGGCCAGCGAGGCAGAGGAGGACUUUGAGAGGCGCUGGAACUCCCUGCGUCCCAAUACUGGAUUCAACAGCCACCGUGGUGCCUCUGUAAUGUCACGAGACCACCCCUCAUCAACCUCCUCUUCGUUCCCUCUCCUUGAGCAGUUCUCAGCAGGUGAUGGCUACCACUCGGAGUCCGGGGACGACAUACUAACAGUCACUGAAACCAGUCAUGGCCUGAACUUUGAGUACAAGUGGGAGCAAGCCAGGGCAGACCAGUCCUACAGAGCCCCAGACUCCUCUAGUACCCUGGGUCAGGUCAGCCAUCAUUGUCAGGAAGCAUUUUACCCACCAGGGGGCAUUGUGGGAGGCUGCCCUCUGGAGAGCCUCAGUCAUGGAGUUUCUCCUUCUUACUACCAACCAAAACAUCUACAUGCUCCCGGCGUACUUCCUGUCCUCAGUGCCCAUAGCCCCUCAGUAAGCAGUGAAUACUACAUCCGCAUUGAAGAGCCAGUGGAUUGUAACAUUGACCUGGACUAUACCAUGUGCUCCUACAGCCCAGACUAUCAGGGCAGCAGUGGGAGCUUCCUUACUGGGAGUGCAGACUCAGGUGAGUGCAUGGCCUGCCCAUCACAGGCUAAGAACAUGGCUCCCUAUUGGUCAGCAGACAUCCAUAAGUCAGAUGUGUACGACUCAAAUGACUCAAGUCCUGCGAUCUCCCUCACAAUGGAGCCUCUUUUAGGGCAGGUGUCGGACAGCAGCCCUCUACGACCCUGGGAGUCGAGUCACUAUGUGUCCUAUAAAGACAGAGAUGGGGGUUACUACUAUGAGCACUCACCGCCUUUGGGAAUAGAUCGCUAUCUGAUUGGCAGUGAACACUCUAGUGAGCACCAUCAGGAGAGCUGGGGGUCAAGGAGCUUGCGUCAGGCCUUGGGUGAGUUGGAGAACCCGCUCGGUAUAUCCCCCUCUGUGAACAGCCCACCUCAACAGGCCUACAGAGACACAUACCUGGACACAAGUCAGACCUCCAUCAUAGGAAAGAACGUAACCGGGGGCUACUACGACAUGAUGGGCUCCCUGAGGAAGACUAUGCCUAGCCACACCAGGCACAGCAGCCACUCUAUCAGUAUCAACAUGGAGACAGAGGGGGCGCUCUUCAUUGGACACAGAGACACUGAUUCAGAGGAGGAAGAAGAGGACAUCUUUGUUGAGAGACACACCUGCAACACUUGGCCUUCGAAACACCGCCAGAGCAGUGUGGGUCACCCCAGGCGGGCGAGCCACAGCUGCAGACAGGACGCUUAUGUAGAUUUCCACUACACAAUGCCAAGUACAGACAUCGAAGACUCCUGGCCGGAGGAGCACAGCCUGGCCUACCACUCUCUACCCAAACCCAUUGACUAUCUUGAGGCCAAAGACAAUAGUGCCUGCCUCAGUCUGAGUAAACACCAUGCAAUGGUGCCUUCAGACAACUGCAGUGCCUACAUCUACCUGUGCCAUGAGGGCGAGACUCAGGUGCCAGCAUCUGGAGACUGCUGCCACUCGCACUUUGUUGACCCACUCACCGGCUUGCUGGUCAGAAACAACAGCUACAGUCAUAGCUACAGUCACAGCAACUACAUCAGAGAUAAGAUCAUUGACAUCCCGAGCAAUGAGGAGAUGAUCAAUCUGUCACCAGCUCCAGGGGGUCCCAUUGUGCCCAAACCCACCUUGAUUAAGACUGAGGACUGUGGAGAGCAGUAUGUUGACCUUACAACUAAUGACACCCCAUUCAAGGAGAAGGGGGAGGAUGUAAUCAAGGAAAAUCUAAUCAUGCAAAAACCACCAGAGCCUAAAAUAGAGGAGGUGACCCUGACAAUGACUAAAGCCACUCCGCCUCCUUCUGACAACACGCAUGUGAUGGUGGUCCUCACAGAUCCACAGUCAGAGCUGAGUCAGACUGGAGACAGCGGCGUCGACAGAGGCAGCUCCAGCGUUUGCCUCGCUGACAUCCUCGACUGCAGUGACGACGAUGAGGACGAAGACAUCACAGACGACAUCACAGACGUUACCUCGGGCAUCUUCGCUGACGAGUCCAGCGAGCUGAACGCUUCUCCUGCCUUCAAGUCGCUACAGAAGCAGAUAGGAACUCCUGAUUCCAUGGACUCCAUGGAUCUACCGUCUGCAGCUGGCUCUUGUGAGGGCUUCAGCCCUGCAUCCUCCCAUCCUUCCAGCUCUCCUAAAGCUAUGGACAGCGGCUAUGACACAGAAAAUAAUGAGAGCCCUGAGUUUGUACCCAAAGAGCCUCAUGAACCCCGUGAACAACCUCUGGGGAAGCCUCACCUUGAUACAAGGCUGGAGGAGGACGAGGUGCUGGAGGAGCGGGGAGCCGAGGCUGAAGUGGUGCCCACAGAGGGUGAAGCAUCACUGGGUGAAGAUUUGGCCUCAGAGGCCUCACAGACCGGUGACUACAUCUUUUCACCACUAAGUGAUAAGACCCCAUACAGAGACUCUGCUUACUUCUCAGACUAUGAGAAUGAAAGGCAGUCAAGGGAUGAAGGGGAAGAACUAUCAGAGAGAGUAAGAGAUGAAGAAAAUGCUGAAAAAGAACAGCAAAGGGGAGAAAAGAAGGGCGAGAAAAGGAAGAGUGAAGAGGAGGAAGAACUUGAGGACCCUGCUGUGAACAAAGACAUAAAACGCACAUUAACAGGAAGAACAGAAUCCUCUUCUCCACCAGAGAUGGAGGCAUACAUGACAGAAGAGUGUGGACAGGAUGAGGAAUUGGGGCUACCUCCAGAGCCGUCUGACACUGCUUCAAUAACAGAGGGAGGACUGGAUGAAUGGCCAUCCCAGGAGGAGAGCUCAUCUCUAGGGGACUGGGCAGCAGAGGUGGUGGGGGCCAUGGAAGAAGCCCUCGGUGCCCUGAAUGGAGAUUGUACCUCCAACAUCAAGGUGGAGGAAGAGGAGGAAACGGAGGUCAUGAAAGACUCCGAAGCAACAGAAGAGCCAGCGAUCAAGACAAUUCAAAACAGGACAUCAGGGACAUCCGGAGAAAUCCUGCACACUUUACCCAAAGACGAGGUGGCUUUGCAGCACACUGCAAACACCAGACGGUUUUCUUCUUCCUCUCCUCCACCUCCAUCCACCCCUCCCCCUCCGCUCCCUGCGACAGAGGGCCGAGGAUCUCCAGCCGACGGGGAAGAGGCCGACGAGGAGGACGGCGACACCGAUGACAGCGACGAGUCGGACGAGGAGCUGCGGAGCUACAGCGUGCAGGAACAGAGUGGCGGGGAGGAGAGCGAGGACGAGUGUCACCCGGUGCCCAUUGUGGUGAGCGACGACAGCGAAGCACACAAACUGCGCAGCCUCCUGAAGAUGCCGACCCUGCUGACAGCAGAGAGCCUGGAGGAGGAGCUCGAACGCAAGAAGAAGACGGUGUCUUUCUUUGACGACGUCACUGUCUAUCUGUUCGAUCAGGAAAGCCCAACUAAAGAGCUGGCUGAGCACGGCUUCCCUUUAGGAGCAGAGGGUCAAAAUUCACAGAGCAAAUCCCACGAGAGGGUUAAUGGCUCAGAUGACUCCUCUGAUGGGAACAUCUCAGAGGAGAGUGCAGGAUAUGAGUGGGAGGAUGACUUCCCCCUGCUGCCUCUACCAACGUCCUCAGCGGCGUCGGACUCCCCGCCCACCCACUCCAUCCCCAAGGCCCCGGAUGCCAAACCAGCCGUGCAGUUCUCCCGCUUCACCGUCUCCCCCUCCAACGUGUCCCGUUUCUCCAUCACUCACAUCUCUGACUCUGAUAUGGACUCAGCAGGAGGAAGCAGCGAGGACGGGGAGAAAGAGUAACGAGCUGUGGAUAUUUACUGCCUCUCUUCGACAACAACUUGGCCUACUAGCAUGACUUCUGAUUUAUUUUUAAACGUCAGGUUUUAGAAACACAAGACAGUGCCUCUUAUCGCCUGUGGACACUUUUGAGAAAGUCUGUCUUACCCACGAUGUAGGACUGACCUAAGCUGUUUAGAAUACUGAAAAGAGUAUGGUUAAUAUAUAAACAUUUACAGAAUAUUAAUAUAUACUAUGUAUGAUGUAAAGAAUCUAUGAAAGCAGGGGGGACGUGUGUGUUGAAUUCUGCAUAUUUUUCCGAUUUAAGAGACAAAAUGGAAGGACGAGCCUCUGGAAAGCAUCACAUCUGCCACCUCUUUCACUUCUUAAUUUAUGAUAGGGAGUAAUGAUGAGAGUGUGGAACCACCUGUACUGGAGAAACAGGACAGUUCAAGUAUCACUGAGUAAAAGACAACGUCAACUUUUUGGCUUUUUAGACAAAGGAUCAGCACUUUGAACAAGACUGUACAGCUCCACAGACUUUGUACUUUUUUGGAAACUGCUUUACUUGUCUUAAUGAAUAUCAAUGAUAAUUCUUGAGGUAUCACAAGUAAUAUAAUGUUAAUAUUUGGGUUUAUUCAGAGACAAAGAACCUGUUAGUGUGAAAGAAGGGAGCAGAGGGAAUUUUGAUGGCUCCUGUCUGGUUACAGAAUGUUUUUUUUUUUGUGGAAGCAGCUGAUCGAACCUGGACAAUCUUUUCUUUCUUAUUUUGUAUAAGGAUCACAACUGUACUGUUUUACAUGAAUAUGUGGCUCAUUCUCUGUGCUAGCACCACCGUCACAACCAACCCCUCUUUGUCGUAUAUCAGGCACUGCAUUGUCUCUACGGUAACAAGACGUGAAGGAAGUAGUUUAAAGAUAUUGCAAUGCAUGGUUUCAAGUAAUUAGAAAACAGUAUAAAGACGUAUUGCUUAGAGACAAAUGGGGACGUUUCCUGUUGUUUUCUGUUUUAGAGUAGAAGCACAUGGUCAUGGAAAAAUCCAUUUUCAUGUUGCAGGUCCAAAACACAUUGAUAGCAAGAGGAGAUAUUCAGUAUCUGGAUGCUACACAGACAUUAGUUCUCUAAUAAUGACAUGGGCCAAUAGUCACGGGCAAUAUAGACUAAAUUUUCAUCACAGUAUAUGUAAUUCUCUAUUGCAAUAAUGACAAUAUUCUCAAACAAAUCAAUUUACUUCAUCACAUUGAUGCAAAACUCCUGUAAAUCCAAUAUCACCACAAAGCAGCAAUGCUUGUUGAUUUGGAACAGUAUCCACAAGGACUGGUACAAUCACAGACAUUAAGCUAUUUGUAAGUUUCGCUGUUGCUACAGAGCUAGCAUUAGCAUCAACAGCUGUUUACCAGUCUAGAAGAAACAUGAGUUCAGCAUUCCUUUACUACAGACAGCUGGUGGAAGGAAACACCAAUGUCACCACUUGUCUCAAUCACGUCUUCUACUGAAGUUAGCAUGCUAACUAGCUAGCCCCGGCCCAUCUCGAUACUUGACGAGAGCGACACACCGUAGCCUCCAAUCUGCCCUGAAGACGUAGCGCUGCUCAGGGGCCACAUUAUAACCUCUUGUCUCGUGAAUGUAACCAUGGCUGAAGCUCUUUUUAAGCGAGAUUCACCACCACCCGCUCCCGGCGAGAAACCACGCUCUAUGGCAGAAAAAACUCACAAAUAACCCCUGUAAUAACUUAAGUAAUUCUUAAACGUCCAUACUGUAUGUAUUGAAAGAUCGCCCGGGCCUAGAGGCCAGUAUAUCAAAACACAAACAUGCCCAACAGUGCUCAAAGGCUGUGAAAGUGUAUUUCUGUCUGCAAAGAGGUUCGUCUGAACAAACAUGAUUUUGCAUACGUGAAUCACCACAUUAUACAUCCAGUAUUGCUCAGCUGCAGCCCCAUCUCUACCAUUUUCUGUUUGUAAGAGCAAUGAGAACGAAUGCCUGACUUUACUGUUACUGACACUGUCGCUGUAUAUUAUCUACAAUGAGCUUGUUCGCAGCAGUUUUGUACUAUGGUUUAUUAAGACAAGUUUGAGCACCAGGUUAAAACAAUAAGGGAAUAACUUCAUAGCAUUUAAAGCUUGGAUGAAAUAUUUAAAAACUUGUUGAGCUACGAUGCUUUCAGGAGGGACAGAUCAGUUCAGUGUCUAGUGUCAAGUCUAAUUUGUCUGAUCAGCUGGUUGAAAGGCACAGACGGGCUGACGUCAUGAUCAUGAAGUGUUACAAUGCUUUGCUUUGUGUGUGUGUGUGUAAAUGAAAGGAGGUGACAAGGGAAGGUGUGUGUUGAGCCGUCAGCUCCCGAAGAAGAAGCAGGAUGUCACCUUUCAAAAACACCCUGUGAUCAACAUGUAGUGUCUUCUGAGUGUUUGUUUGCCUUCCAGGGCUUUAUUAUUCUGUAACAGUUAGCGGCAUAGAUCCUCUAGACGACCGUCCGUUAAUAUUUUUGUAUUACAACAAAAAUACUUUUAGGAGUAUUGAUGUACUGUACCUGUGAAAGAAGGAAAGUUUGAAAAAAAAAAAAAAUUCUUCUGUUUAUUGUUGCCAAAGAGAUGUUGUGCUGUGGUCCAGGGGCGUAGUGACCGAGAGGAGGAACACGACAGCAGCUUUGGCCUUGAACUGAUCAUUUAAAAAAAAAAUGGAGGCAGGAGUUUUGGUUUGGGAUACUGUCAGUAAUAUGUGCCCCCACACUGACCUGGUCACAUCAUUACUUUCUGUACCUUCUAUCAAAUAUAAAUAAAAGUCUGUUUUACACAUCUUAA
This is a messenger RNA of Seriola aureovittata, 8834 nucleotides long. RefSeq names its product apoptosis-associated tyrosine kinase b (gene lmtkb). The coding region runs from base 1558 to 6060 and encodes 1500 amino acids. The record is from RefSeq and is a predicted model, not a curated record. Gene Ontology annotation, molecular function: protein tyrosine kinase activity; ATP binding. The transcript has 12 exons. Lineage: Eukaryota; Metazoa; Chordata; Actinopteri; Carangiformes; Carangidae. Gene Ontology annotation, biological process: brain development; peptidyl-tyrosine autophosphorylation.